Cotesia glomerata is the source of this 1707-nucleotide messenger RNA. Its product is annotated as dentin sialophosphoprotein-like. The transcript has 4 exons. Bases 1 to 1491 code for a protein of 496 amino acids. Lineage: Eukaryota; Metazoa; Arthropoda; Insecta; Hymenoptera; Braconidae. The record is from RefSeq and is a predicted model, not a curated record. Gene Ontology annotation, molecular function: DNA binding.
AUGACAUUUAAUAUCCAUUCACUUCUUCAUUUGGGCGAAUCAGUGAGAAGAAGUGGGCCAUUAUGGGGAACAUCCGCAUUUCCUUUUGAAAAUGGGAUCUUUUAUGAUAAAUUGAAUGUCAACGGACCAAAAAGUGUCAGUCUUCAAAUGAGCCGCAAACGGUUGAAAAAAAUUCGACUACGUUCCAAGAUCAACGCUUCAACAACUUCUAAUGAAUGUGCGAAUUACUGUCACAAACUAUUUGAGCCUGAAGAAAAGCUAAGAAAUUGUGUUGAACUUCCUAAUAAUAUUAGACUUAUUGGAGAAAAGCUGAAGACGUCACAAGCACGCUUUGAAAUGGAAGGCAGGACUAGUCAAAGUACCACAAAUGACAAAACUGAAGAAUUAAAUGAUACUUCAAAAGAUGAUCCACUCAUGCAUUGCCUCAGUGAUUCGACACCGGAAGAAUUAAUAAGCGCUGGGAAUAAUGCAAACAAAAAAGCUAAAAUUGCAAAAAAGAAUAAGAAGGAGAAGAAAAAGAAUGACAAUGAUUCAAUAGACAAUGAAAAAAGAUUUACAGAAAUUGCAGGUAUUUCAAAAGAAAGGGAAAGAAUGAAAAAAGGUUCUGAUUUUUCAUCUGAUUCAAUUACAAAAAGACUAACAGAUAUAACAAAUAUAAUGAAUAAAAGUUUUGCUGACAUUAAAAAAACAGUAGCUCAGAUAGAGAGUAAAUAUAGUUCUGAACUUAAGGAAUUAAGAGGCUUAGUUCAAAUUUUGAUAGAUAAUUGGAAUGAAUUUAAAAGUAUGCCGUCUACUUCAUCGUCUCAAGCUUUAGAAGAAAGGACUGGUUUUCCUGAAUCUAGGUUUGUUCAACGAAGCGAUAAUUCUAUACAUCUAGGAGAAGGGGUUUACAUCUCUAAGAAAACGUAUGAUUCAAUUGCGUCCGAUGCUACUUCCAAUGCUGUUUUUGUGAAAAAAAUUAUAAUGACCCAGUAUACUCCCGAAGAAAUAAUAACUUAUAGUGUUAAAGGUGGAAAAUCUAAUAAAAUUAAAAUGACGUCUCGCAAACCUGGACUUGAUCCAACGAUCAGAUUAGCCGUGAAAGGAAUUUUCCGAUAUUAUUUAAGUACCCGUUAUACAGAUGAAGCUUAUAUUAACGCCGAAGUUGAUAAAUGCGAUGACCAUAUCCGCAGAAAAAUAUCUGAUUUGAGAAAAAAAGCGAGACCAGCAAAGGUACCCAAAAGGAAAAAAUCCUCGUCUAGUGAUGACCCAUCUGGCUCUAGUAGUAGCGAUUCAGACGACGCGGAACCAAAGAAAAAAUCUCGUAACCGAAACGUUUCGUCUGGUUCAGAUGAUUCAGAGAAGGCUGAACCAAGGAAAAAAUCUCGUAAAAGUAACGCAUCGUCUAGUUCAAAUGAUUCAGAUAACUCUUCUGAUUAUUCACGUGAAACUACCUCACAAUUAGAUGAUAAACUCGAUUCCAAAGAAAACGAACCUUUGGGAGAUGAAUAAUACAUUUGAUUUAAGAUUUCUCUUAUAUAAUAUCGUUCUUAAUAAUCUUUUAUGUUUCUUUAAUAUUCCUUAUAUAUUUUUUUUCAUUUACUAAUAUUGAAAUUAGUUCUGUCAGAAUCAAAAAAUUAAAAUUAUUCUGUUGCAUUAACACCUUAUACUGUUUAAGCACAUUUUAAGCUUCAAAUUUUUAUUUAUUAUUCCGAAUUACUAAUUUAU